Messenger RNA from Acyrthosiphon pisum (pea aphid), 1074 nucleotides. RefSeq names its product 60S ribosomal protein L4-like. Gene Ontology annotation, molecular function: structural constituent of ribosome. Gene Ontology annotation, cellular component: ribosome. The record is from RefSeq and is a predicted model, not a curated record. Gene Ontology annotation, biological process: translation. NCBI's taxonomy places the organism in Eukaryota, Metazoa, Arthropoda, Insecta, Hemiptera, Aphididae.
UCAUCCCCACCCAGCUCAACGAAAUUGAUGUCGUAGUCGAUUCGUGUGGUUAACGCGCUUCAUGUCCAUCUUUCUCUAUCACUGUGUCUCGGUUCAAGUGCGGAUGGUUAUUUUUUUAUAAGUUUUUAACUAUUUAGUUUUUAGGAACACCGCCAUGGCUUUAUCUACAGCUCGGCCGUUAGUUUCUGUAUACAGUGAAAAAAAUGAAGAAACCGGAGAAACUGUUGCUCUUGCUACUGUGUUCAAAGCACCCAUCAGACCGGAUGUUGUUAGUUUCGUCCACGACAAUGUCAAAAACAGCAGACAACCUUAUGCCGUCAGCAAACUAGCUGGUCAUCAAACUAGUGCUGAAUCAUGGGGUACUGGUCGUGCCGUUGCUCGUAUUCCUCGUGUCCGAGGUGGUGGUACUCACCGCAGUGGUCAAGGAGCUUUCGGUAACAUGUGUCGUGGUGGACGAAUGUUUGCCCCCACACGUGUAUGGCGCCGUUGGCAUAGAAAAAUUAAUGUUACACAAAAGCGUUAUGCUACAGUAUCAGCUAUUGCCGCUUCUGGUGUACCUGCUCUUGUCAUGUCAAAAGGUCAUUUGGUACAAGAGGUACCUGAAUUUCCAUUAGUUGUUUCUGACAAGAUCCAAGAAUACACUAAAACCAAGCAAGCUACAAUUUUCUUACACCGUAUCAAAGCAUGGAAAGAUAUCCAAAAGGUGAUUAAGUCUCGCCGUUUACGUGCAGGUAAAGGAAAAAUGCGUAAUCGUCGUCAUGUUCAGCGUAGAGGUCCAUUGAUUGUUUACAGUAAAGAUCAAGGUUUAAGGAAAGCUUUCCGUAACAUCCCAGGUGUAGAUUUGAUUAACAUCAGGAAAUUAAACUUGUUGCACUUGGCCCCUGGUGGUCAUGUUGGACGUUUUAUUAUCUGGACACAAUCUGCUUUCCAAAAGUUGGAUGAUCUUUAUGGCACAUGGGACAAAAAAGCAACUCUGAAGAGCGGCUACAAUUUGCCUUUCCCCAAAAUGUCAAAUACUGAUCUGACAAGGAUUCUCAAAUCUGAUGAACUCAAGAAAUACUUGCCAGCUCAAAG